Oncorhynchus gorbuscha (pink salmon) is the source of this 2183-nucleotide messenger RNA. RefSeq names its product eukaryotic translation initiation factor 4B-like. NCBI's taxonomy places the organism in Eukaryota, Metazoa, Chordata, Actinopteri, Salmoniformes, Salmonidae. Gene Ontology annotation, molecular function: RNA binding. The transcript is spliced from 13 exons. The record is from RefSeq and is a predicted model, not a curated record. The coding region runs from base 99 to 1898 and encodes 599 amino acids.
GCGGGAAGGAUUUGAGGCUCGAAACCAAAGAUGCGCGUUCUUGUUAAUAAACUUCUGACGCCUUCAUCCGGGAAUCUGGUACGAACUCGCUCUCCAACAUGGCGGCGGCAGCUAAGAAAAAGGGGAAUAAGAAGGGGAAGACUCUGACACUCACUGACUUCCUCGCAGAGGACAGUGGGAGUGGGGGCAACGCUCCACCACCGCAACCCAGCUACGCCAAGUCCACCAGCUGGGCUGAUGAGACCGAUGACCUGGAAGGAGAUGUGUCCACCUCCUGGCACACAGGGGAGGACAGUUACCGGGCCCCCGCAAUAGACCGUAACAUACUGCCCACAGCGCCACGGUCGGCCCGUGAGCCCAAUGUGGACCGCUCACGCCUCCCCCGCAGCCCCCCCUACACAGCCUUCCUGGGCAACCUGCCCUACGACGUCUCAGAGGAAUCUAUCAAGGACUUCUUCCGGGGCCUAGCGAUAAGUGCGGUGCGCUUGCCACGGGAGCCCAGUAACCCAGAGAGGCUGAAGGGCUUUGGCUACGCAGAGUUUGACGACGUGGACUCCCUCUUGAGGGCGCUGACUCUCAACGAGGAGAACCUGGGAAACCGCAGGAUCCGGGUGGAUAUUGCAGAUCAGUCCAAUGACAAGGAAGGGAGAGACAAUGGUCAGAUGGGUGGACGAGACCGGAUGGGCCGCAUGGGAGACAUGGCAGGCCCCGAGAAGACAGACAGUGAUGACUGGAGGGCCCGGCCCACUGCAGACGCUGAUGAUGGACCCCCAAAGAGAGAGGAAUCCGCCUUUGGGUCACGCGACCGCUACGGAGACCGUGACGGGCUGCGAAGGGACAACGACCGUGGCUUCGGCGACCGGGACCGCGGCUUUGGCGGCAGAGACCGCUAUGACGACCGGGGAGGUGAGAACGGAGGUGAAACCAUUGCUCAAAACUUAACGGAUCGUCAUCAAUCUAGACCAGCCUUUGGCUCCCGCAGGGAUAGGGAUGACGGAGGGCGCCGUGCCUUCGGCAGUGGGUACCGCCGUGACGAUGACGAUCAGAGUGGCGGAGGUAGUGGUAGCCGCUAUGGGUCCCGGGAUCGCUACGGCGGAGACCGGGAGGGCCGGUACGAGAGGCAGGACGAAGGGCGCGAGGAGAGAGGUGGUCCCACCGAGAGGCCCAAGCUGGUCCUGAAGCCGCGCAGCAUGGCCAAGGAGGAGCAGCAGGCCGGCAGCGGUGGGGCUCCCCCAGCUGCUCCGGCAGCUGCCCGCAGCUCUGGUCGAGCCUCCAUCUUUGGAGCGGCCAAGCCCGUGGACACAGCGGCUAAGGAGCGGGAGGUAGAGGAGAAGCUCCAGAGGCAGCUGGAAGAGGACCAGUCCAAGGGCUUCGAUAGGAAACCUCGCGACAGAGACAGGGACCCAAGCUGGAGGAAUGAGGAGCCACCCUCUGAGCUGUCCCGCACAGGAAGUGAGUCAUCACAUCCCGGAAGUACCUCUGGAGGGAGAGCCUCACGGCGCAGAGAGAGCGAGCGCUCAGUGGAGAACGAAGUAUUCAGCGGUAAGGAGGACGACCCUCCCUCUCCUGUGGCUCGCCCCUCUUCUGCCAACUCUUCCACCUUCUCAUCCAAGGAGCCCCUCAAGGUGAUGCCUGCACCGCCACCUAAGGAUAGUGUCUGGGCCAAGCGGCCUGCAUUGAGUACCGGGUCCAGCGAGGGAUGCGCCCCUUUCUCUACCAGUGACACGGCACCUCCCAAACUGAGAAAGUCUAAAAGAAGAGGCCGAGACUCAAGACCUGCACCAGAGCCAAAGAAAUACGAAGAGUCCCCCACCCUUAAAUUCAGCUCACCCGGUAAAUACGCUGCUCUGCUAAUGGACAGAGAGCAAGGAGAUGACUCAGAGAAUGGUGUGGAAUAAAACCAGAAGGGGAGAAAGAAGAGGAAAUCCAGAAUAUCACAUUAAAUAUGAACAUCUCCUCACCUGGAGUAGAGGCACCUGGGAAAGUCAUCACUCCUUCAUUCUUUACUCAAAACCCAUCCCAGACCCCUUCCCUACCCCCUCUCUUCAGGACUUUUCAGUUUCUAAAAAGAGUAGUCACAUACUGGACUUGUUUUAAAUGGAAAAGGUAAGGGGAGUAGUCGACACUCAAGAAAAGAUAAUUUAAUUAAUUGUAAUAAAUAAAUAAAGUGGUGUAAAAAAUGA